AUGAAUCAACCAUACAAUUCGCAAACAAAGAGAAGACUGAGGGAGGCGUAUGUCGGCGAUGUUGACGGGGAGAUUAAUGAUGAAUCGGAUGAAGAGGAUGAUCCUAAUGAGAGCAAAUUGCUAAACUUAAAGCAGAGGCAGCAUCGAGAGAAGCAGAGGUUCAAAGAAAAUUUGAAGAACUCCAGCUACAACUUAGAGCAGAAGAAGCAGCGAGGGAAGCAGAGUAGACAGCCCCUGUGUAAGUUGAAAGUAUUCAACCUCAAAGGCUCCGAAAACCUAAUCAAGACACCAGACUUUACUAGAGGUCCAAAUCUUGAAGUUUUGAUUUUAAAAGGGAGUACCAGAUUAAAAGAUGUUCAUCCAUCCAUAGGAGUUCUUACGAGGCUUAAACUUUUGAACUUAAGAGGCUGCAAAAAUCUUAGGAGUCUUCCAACCAAAAUUGAAUGGGAAUCUCUUGAAACAUUAAAUCUGAAAGAUUGCAAAAACCUUGUGAGCCUCACAAGCAGCAAAGGUGGGUGUAAAGGUUUAAGGGCUCCAAAUCUUGAAGUUUUGAUUUUGGAAGGAUGUACCAAAUUAAUAGAUGUUCAUCCAUCCAUAGGAGUUCUUACGAGACUCAAACUUUUGAACUUAGGAGGCUGCAAAAAUCUUAGGAGUCUUCCAACCAAAAUUGAAUGGGAAUCUCUUGAAACAUUAAAUCUGAAAGAUUGCAAAAACCUUGUGAGUCUCGCAAGCAGCAAAGGUGGGUGUAAAGGUUUAAGAGCUCCAAAUCUUGAAGUUUUGAUUUUGGAAGGAUGUUUCAGUUCAUUAAGAGAGUUGAAUCUUAGGGAGUGCAAUCUUUGUGAUAUUCCUAAUGAUAUUUCUUCUCUAACCUCUUUGUAUUUUAUUGAUCUUAGUGGUAACAAUUUCAUCAGUGUACCUUCGUCUAUUACUCGUCUUUCCAAGAUUAAUACUCUUAAUUUGGAUAAUUGUAAGGAGCUUAAAUCAUUGCCUGGGGUUCUAACAAAUAUAGGAAGUGUGUUGGUAUCUGGCUGUGAUUCGCUUGAAGCAAUUGCAAAUCCAUCAAAUGUAUGCAAGUCAGUGAAUUGGGCUGAUAUUAGAGGUAUUAACUGCUACAGGUUAGCUGAGACCAUGAAUCUAGUAACACUGCUGAAAAAAAAUAUUAAGGUAUUUGGAAAUUUAAGAAACGUGUUCACUGUUAUUAUUCCUGGAGGUGAAAUUCCAGAAUGGUUCGACCAUCAGAGAGGAGGAGCAUCUUACGAGUGA
Molecule: messenger RNA, 1263 nt
Organism: Gossypium arboreum
Lineage: Eukaryota; Viridiplantae; Streptophyta; Magnoliopsida; Malvales; Malvaceae
Product: disease resistance-like protein DSC1
Exons: 6
Coding region: 1-1263 (420 amino acids)
Molecular function (GO): protein binding
Source: RefSeq, a predicted model, not a curated record